CUCUUCCCCAACGGCGCAUACCCCGAAGGCGAGAUUUGCGAAUACAUCGACGACAACUCCUACCGUACCACCGACGAGGAGAAGAGACACCUUGAUCGCAUGAGCAACGAUUACCUCACAGAGUACCGCCAGGCCGCUGAAGUCCACAGACAGGUGCGACAGUGGGCACAGAAGAACAUCAAGCCCGGACAAAGCCUGACUGAGAUUGCCGAGGGCAUCGAGAAUGGUGUGCGUCACUUGACCGGCCAUCAAGGUCUUGAAGAGGGAGACAACAUCAGAGGAGGCAUGGGUUUCCCAACUGGUCUGAGCAUCAACCACUGCGCCGCCCAUUACACACCCAACGCCGGCAACAAGACCAUCCUGCAACAGGGCGAUGUCAUGAAGGUUGAUUUCGGCGCCCACAUCAACGGCCGCAUCGUCGACAGCGCCUUUACAAUGUCCUUCGACCCCACCUACGACAAUCUCCUCGCCGCCGUCAAAGACGCAACAAACACCGGUAUCAGAGAAGCCGGCAUCGAUGUCCGCAUGUCCGACAUUGGUGCCGCCAUCCAAGAAGCAAUGGAAUCCUACGAAUGCGAAAUCGGCGGCGAAACCUUCCCCAUCAAGUGUAUUCGUAACCUAAACGGCCACGACAUCAGACAAUGGUCCAUCCACGGCACAAAGAGCGUCCCUAUCGUAAAGGGAGGCGAUCAGACAAAAAUGGAGGAGGGCGAGACUUUUGCCAUUGAAACUUUUGGCUCCACCGGAAAGGGUUACGUCAGAGAGGACAUGGAGUGCAGUCACUACGCAAAGGUUGCCGAUGCUCCCAGAGUCCCCUUGAGAACGACGAGUGCAAAGACACUGCUGAAGAGUAUCGAAAAGAACUUUGGCACUCUGCCUUUCUGCAGAAGAUAUCUCGACCGUCUCGGCCAUGACAAGUACUUGCUCGGACUCAACAACCUCGUCCAGGCCGGCAUUGUACAAGAUUACCCUCCUUUGGUCGACAUCAAGGGCUCGUACACUGCACAAUAUGAGCACACCAUCUUGUUGAGACCCAACUGCAAAGAGGUCGUAAGCAGAGGUGACGACUACUAG
Molecule: messenger RNA, 1074 nt
Organism: Aureobasidium subglaciale EXF-2481
Lineage: Eukaryota; Fungi; Ascomycota; Dothideomycetes; Dothideales; Saccotheciaceae
Exons: 3
Biological process (GO): proteolysis
Molecular function (GO): metalloaminopeptidase activity
Source: RefSeq, a predicted model, not a curated record